GGUGAAGGUGUGCAGUAUGGCUGCCAAUAACACUAUGACAUCUUUGCUCAAGUUGAGAAACAUUCAAACGUUGCCCACAAUUCCAGUUUGCAACUCUGUAUUAGUAGACAGUCAAUAGCAUCCGAUCUUGAAAUAUGUCUUGCGGUUAUUACACAAACACCUUCACGAGAACUCGACAUUUCUUCAAAUUAUACGGGUUAAGACCCAAACAUGAUAGAUGUUGCCCAAUGCACCGUAGUCAAAUCAUGUAUCUUCCAAGGUGUAUUCAAGUGUGCCAGUAUCAUUCAAGUCAGUUGAUGAGGCAUUCACAGAAAACCGUAUCGACCAAUAGUUUCAAAUGUAAAGUAGAGACAGGCCCAGGAUUGAAAGAGUUUGUGACAAAUGGACGAUUAAGCCCUCCUUUGCAGAAUGAUUGUGGCGAGAGGAUUCCGUAUGUUGACGAUGCAAAUUACUGUGGACAAAACAGAAAAGUUUAUUUUGAAACCUAUGGAUGUCAGAUGAAUGUAAGUGACACGGAAGUUGCCUGGUCAAUCCUGCAAAAGAGUGAUUUCUCAAGAGCCAACAAUGUGAAAGAGGCCGAUGUGGUGUUGGUGAUGACGUGUGCUAUCAGGGAGGGUGCAGAGGAAAAGAUCUGGAACAGAUUGGAGUAUCUAAAGUCAUUAAAGACAAGGCGGGGCAAGAAAGCAACACCCAUGAAAAUAGGAGUAUUAGGUUGUAUGGCUGAGCGGUUGAAGUCCAAGAUUGUAGACAGAGAGAAGAUGGUGGACUUGGUAUGUGGACCUGAUGCCUACCGAGACUUGCCGCGCAUGUUGGCCGUCACACAGAGCAACCAGGCGACAGUGAAUGUUCUACUGUCUCUUGAAGAAACGUAUGCAGAUGUUGUUCCUGUGAGACUCAACCAAGAUUCUAAAUCAGCAUUUGUGUCGAUCAUGCGUGGUUGUGACAACAUGUGUACGUACUGCAUUGUGCCGUUCACUCGCGGGAGGGAGCGGAGCAGACCCACCUCCUCCAUACUGGAUGAGGUGAAGGGACUCUCAGAGCAGGGAGUAAGGGAGAUAGCUCUGCUGGGACAAAACGUCAACAGUUACCGUGAUACCUCAGAGCAGACUCACAAAGUCAGCAGCAACCAGCUGAGUGCAGGGUUCAGAACGGUAUACAAACCACGGGAGGGAGGGCUGAGAUUCGCUGACCUGUUGGAGAAAGUGGCAUCUGUUGACCCCGAGAUGAGAAUCCGGUUUACAUCACCUCAUCCUAAAGACUUUCCUGACGAAGUGCUGCAUCUGAUUCAAGCGACGCCCAACAUUUGUACACAGAUCCAUCUGCCGGCCCAAAGUGGCAACAAUGAGGUGCUGGCUGCCAUGAGAAGAGGCUACACCAGGGAGGCCUACCUUGACCUGGUCAACCACAUCAGGUCCAUCCUGCCUGGGGUGGCCUUGACGAGUGACUUCAUCGCGGGUUUCUGUGGGGAGACUGAGACAGCUCAUCACGACACCCUGGACCUCAUCAGACGAGUCCAGUACAACUUCGCCUACUGCUUCCCCUACAGCAUGAGACAGAAAACUCGAGCCUACCACCGACUAACAGAUGAUGUUCCUGUUGAUGUCAAGUCACGGCGCCACAUGGAGCUUAUAGGAGCCUUCCGCCAGGGAGCCCAGCAGCUCCACACAGCUCAGAUAGGUUCUCAACAGCUCGUCCUAGUUGAAGGUGACAGUAAGAAAAGUGAACACGAUUUAGCAGGGCGAAAUGAUGGCAACACUAAAGUCAUUUUUCCCAAAGUAGAUGUGCCUUCUUGUGCUGGGUCCCAACAGCAGCGAGUUGUCUCCCCUGGGGACUAUGUGGUGGUGCAGGUGACGUCGUGUUCCUCCCAGGUGCUGAAAGGGGUUCCUCUGUACCACUCCUCCCUGCAGAGCUUCCACCAGCAGAACACAGCAGCCAGAGCACAUGCCUCCAGAACAUAAAGACCUUGUGUGUGUGUGGAUAAUGUAUAGUCAUUAAAAGAAUGUGUGUGUUGUUUGCAA
This is a messenger RNA of Haliotis rubra (blacklip abalone), 2018 nucleotides long. Its product is annotated as mitochondrial tRNA methylthiotransferase CDK5RAP1-like. The transcript has 12 exons. Gene Ontology annotation, cellular component: mitochondrion; cytosol. Gene Ontology annotation, biological process: tRNA modification; negative regulation of cyclin-dependent protein serine/threonine kinase activity. The coding region runs from base 135 to 1958 and encodes 607 amino acids. The record is from RefSeq and is a predicted model, not a curated record. Gene Ontology annotation, molecular function: 4 iron, 4 sulfur cluster binding; tRNA-2-methylthio-N(6)-dimethylallyladenosine(37) synthase activity. Lineage: Eukaryota; Metazoa; Mollusca; Gastropoda; Lepetellida; Haliotidae.